AAGAAGCCCGACGUGGCUGGCAACAGAGACCAGGAGAAGUCGACGGAGGCCGCAGGCGAAGCGACCGACGGUCCAAAAGCGCCUUGUCCGGCUGCCUCAUUGGAGGUUCUCGAGGCAACCUCAACGGAGGGCAGCCUUAAGCCGUCGGAAAGGGAAAAGGGACCGCGCGAUGAGGCGAUUGAGAAGUCGCGGCCGACAGUGGCGGCAUCCCUACCUCUCAGCGAGGAAUCAGGUGGUGCCCACGACCAAGGGCAGCAACCUUUGCCCCACACCGAACUCCCGGAGAAGUCGUCAAAACGGAGUCGAAAUCGAAAGAACAAGAAGGCAGAGCAAACUGACAAGACAAUCAGCAAAGCCGCAAUCGUCGAAUCGGAACAGGUGGUUCGACCCACGCAGUCCGGACAGAAUCCACCAAUGGCAAUACUAGGG
This is a messenger RNA of Dibothriocephalus latus, 429 nucleotides long. The record is from the annotation of a GenBank genome assembly. NCBI's taxonomy places the organism in Eukaryota, Metazoa, Platyhelminthes, Cestoda, Diphyllobothriidea, Diphyllobothriidae.